Messenger RNA from Rotaria sordida, 1696 nucleotides. Lineage: Eukaryota; Metazoa; Rotifera; Eurotatoria; Philodinida; Philodinidae. The record is from the annotation of a GenBank genome assembly.
AUGGGUGAUCCCUCGAAAGCACUUUCGUUUUAUGAAAAGGCUCUGACAAUUCAUCGACAGUUACUUUCUCCGGAUCAUCCUGAUUUAGCUACUUCUUACAGCAACAUUGGUAAUGCGUAUUGCCUCACGGGUGAUUAUUCUAAAGCACUGCCGUCUUACGAAAAAUCUCUAGCAAUUCGGCAACAAUCACUUCCUUCUAAUCAUCCUAAUUUGGCCGCUUCCUACGGCAACAUCGGUAAUGUGUAUUUUCACAUGGGUGAUUACUCGAAAGCACUUUUAUCUCACGAAAAAUCUCUUGCAAUUCAACAACAAUCACUUCCUCCAAAUCAUCUUGAUUUAGCUGCUUCCUACAACAACAUAGGUAAUGUGUGUUACAUCAUGAGUGAUAACUGGAAAGCCCUUUCGUCUUACGAAAAAUCUCUGGCAAUUCAACAACAUUCACUUCCUGCGUGUCAUCUUGAUUUGGCUGCUUCUCACAACAACAUCGGUAAUGUGUAUUCCAACGUGGGUGAUCACUUGAAAGCACUUCUGUCUUACGAAAAAACUCUGGCAAUUCGACAACAAUUACUUCCUCCGAAUCAUCCUAAUUUGGCUUCUACCUUCAAUAGCAUUGGUUCGGUGUAUGAGAACAUGAGAGACUAUUCGAAAGCAUGUUUGUUUUAUCAACGUGCUGUGGACAUUGGACAACUUUCAUUUCAAUCAAAUCACCCCAAUUUACAAAAGUGGCAAAACAAUCUCGAUAGAAUAAAUGAGAAACUCAAAUCGUAAUUGGUUUUAAUGAGAAAGCAUAAUAAAACGUUUAGAUAGAAAAUAUACUAUAAAGAAGACGCGCGCACAGAGAAACUCUGUUCAUACUGAAUAAUACAAAUGGGAUUCCACUCACUGGUAAGGUAACACAAUCCAUGUCAACGGAUAUGAACUGCAUCAACGACCUUCACGGAAAGGACAAGUAUCGAUAAGGCCAUUUCUUUGCUCAAAAUAUUUUUCAAAAAGAGUUACAUAUUCUGAAUCAGCAUCAAAUUCUGAGUAGAAUAGUGUAUUUUUUUUCGUGCAAAAAUAACUUUCAUUUCUUACGGUCCAUUAGGCACCUGCAGGGAACCUCAAGACCAUCGAAAAAUUUUUUUUCCGAAUUUUAAUAAAUUCAGUAUCAUUAGACGCGAAAUUUGAUGCUGAUUCCGAAUUUGAGGUUAAAAUUGAAAAAAAUGAAAUUUUCGUAGAGAAAAAUCUGAUUUGUUGUAUGACGCUGGCAAAGGCCUAUUUUCAGUUACCGAUCCCCAGCGAUCUAGUGAUGCGAUUAGAAAGUCUGAAAUACAUUUAGCGAUAUGUGAAAUUGUUUUUCCACUCAGAAACACAUUAAAAAAGCAGUUUCAAGUCGAUUUCUGGUUAGUUUCAGAGUCAAAUACUCAAAAAACCAACAAAAAACCAAGUUUUGGACCCCUUUAACUUUAUAUAGGAGGACAAAAAAAUCUUCAACCAAAGAGUGAUAUAUAUAUAUAUAUUAUCCACUUUUGAAAAUAAGGUGGUUGGGCAGAAUUCUUAUAACGUGUGAAAGAAAAAUGAUAGAGAUCUGCGGUUUUCGCUGUUGGAUAGAGCACAGCAGGGUGUGGGUGUGGGUGUGGGGUGUGGGUGUGGGUGUGGGAUGUGGGUGGGUGUGGGUGUGGGUGUGGGUGUGGGUGUGGGGUGUGUGGGGUGUGGG